GUUCCUGACAGAGAAACUGAAACUGAUGUUUUUUUUUUUUUUCUCUUUCCCCUCUUGCAAGUUGCCAAAUAAAACUGAGUUACUCACCAGGCAUGGCUCCCCAGCCUCAGGAGAAGAAAACAGUUUUAGAUGUUGGGACAUGGGAGCAGAUAUUUCAAGAACUGAUGCAGCAGGAGAAACCCCGGGCCAGAUGGACCCUGAAGUUGGAUAAGAAUCUCGAUCCAAACUGCCUUGCAGAAGGGUGGAAGCAAUAUGAGCUGAAAGGAUUCGGCAGGUUCCAGUGUUCCUCAUGCCAGCGGAGUUGGGCUUCUGCUCAAGUGCAUAUCCUAUGUCACAUGCACCUGGAGUCCCACAGAUCCCAGGGUCAGGUGAUUAUGCGCCUCUUUGCUCAGAGGUGCAAGAAGUGUUCCUGGUCUCGAUUUGAGAACCCUGAGUUCUCCCCAGAGAGUACCAUGAGGAUUCUGAAAAACGUGGUGCUGCGUAUUCUGAAGAAAUUCUAUGACUUUAAGAAGCUUUCAGAGCUACCGAUCAUUCGGGAGGUGCCUUUGGAUGGGUCCCAUGACACGAACAAUUGUGAAGGUUGCUCUCUGGGCUUCUGCUUACUGAGAUUGCGAAACAACACGACGGAGCCAUCAGUAUCCCCAUUCUCUCCCACUGGUUCCUCAUCUCCCACUGGUGAUGUGUUCACCCAAAGCCAAUGGAAUGGGUAUCAUUAUGUCUAUAAAGCGUCAGGGCCCAGCCACACCACUGCUGAGCCCAAACGGGAGACCAGCAGGCAGCUCACCCCAAGUUCCGACAGGCAGGCUGCACAGGGAAAUUUACAAUCCACACGGGGGACAGCACCACAGGCCCCCUGCAGGACAUACUCUGAGGUUGUCAGGAGGGUAGGACAACAGUCCACACAGCAGGCAUGCUCACAAGCCACACAAGGGGCCUGUGUGCAGGCCACACGGGGGACAGACCCAAAGACCACAUUGAGGGCAAUCCCAAAGGCUACCUCAGGGUCAGCCACUCAGACUAUAGGGAGAACAGUCCCCUCUAGGUCAAACCUACAGCUCACGUGGACAGACUCCGUGGCUACACAUGGGUUUUCGGCCUCCAGUGGAACUCAAGCUGCCUGGAGAAGUUCACCCAGAAAUGUUCCAAACAGCUAUCCCAUGUACGCUCCGUUAGUGCAACAAGAUUACUUCGUUGAUGAGGAGAGAUUGAACCUGUUCUACUUUCUCUGCGGUAUUUGUAUCAUUGUCAUUUUCAUAGCCAAAUGGUUAGAAGAAGGAAGAUGGCGAUAAGCUUGUCUUCUUUUGUCUCAUUUCCAUGGUAAUCAAUGAACCGGUUGCCAUUUUAGUACGACACAGAACGUGCUUGCAGACCGUGCAGGGUCAAGUUUGUAAGAAUAAACACUAGUUUCCUAGAUCUCCUUAGCAGAUAGUCUAAAACAUAACCUAGCAGAUAAUGGGCCCAAUAAUAAAUAUUUGAUGACUCACUAAAA
Molecule: messenger RNA, 1489 nt
Organism: Neofelis nebulosa (Clouded leopard)
Lineage: Eukaryota; Metazoa; Chordata; Mammalia; Carnivora; Felidae
Gene: RTP4
Product: receptor transporter protein 4
Exons: 2
Coding region: 93-1289 (398 amino acids)
Biological process (GO): protein insertion into membrane; detection of chemical stimulus involved in sensory perception of bitter taste; protein targeting to membrane
Cellular component (GO): cytoplasm
Molecular function (GO): olfactory receptor binding
Source: RefSeq, a predicted model, not a curated record